AUGUCUGGCUCAUCAUUGAAAGAAGACAUCGAGAAAAUCUUCAAGGAACUUGCUGUUCUCAAGAAUUCACUCAAAUUUUUGGAGGAUUUGGUUCCGGACCACACUCAUGAUGUUCGGCUCAUCCACCCCGUCAUCGAGUAUCUAACCAAAGAGCUUGCCGUCCUUAAGGCUCACGUCCAAAAUUUAGACACCGACGUAACCGAUUUGAUGACACAGUCCGACUUGGAAUACCAACGUCUUCGGUCACAUGAGAUGACUAUUCAGCAGCUCAUAGACGCUUCUCCAGCUCACAGCCACAUCGAUUUGGAAACCGAGAUAGAGAAUUUUGAUCACGAGCGUUAUGCCAAUUUCCGUCGUCGACACCAGAAUGAUCAGACUCCGGUAUCAGGAUCAAACACUGAUCUGUGA
Melampsora larici-populina 98AG31 is the source of this 408-nucleotide messenger RNA. RefSeq lists its product as uncharacterized. The transcript is spliced from 3 exons. NCBI's taxonomy places the organism in Eukaryota, Fungi, Basidiomycota, Pucciniomycetes, Pucciniales, Melampsoraceae. The record is from RefSeq and is a predicted model, not a curated record. The coding region runs from base 1 to 408 and encodes 135 amino acids.